AUGUCUACAGCAGCAGCAGCAGUAGGACGCCAAGCCUGGCGGAAACUAGCGCGCAACAACAGCACUGCUGCGAUCCGUCGUACCAUCUCCUUGUUGCCCAAGUCGCAGCAAUUCCGUCCUACCUCCUCCGUUCCUGCUUUUACCGCCAACGCCAGCAAGGCUGCCCCCCGGUUUUCCCAGUCACAACAGUACAGAUCCUACAGCUCGGGCGGUUCAAGCGGUGAUGGGACAAAGGUCAAGUUCUGGCCGUUUGUGCUGGUGUUGGCUGCUGGUACUGGCGGGUGGGUGUUGUUAAUUAACAGGCAAAAGAACAUGCCCCCCAACCCCAAGCAAACCGCCUCCUCCUCCGCCAAACCCACCCCAGCCUUCUCCCCCUCAGAAGUAACCGUCCUCUUCGUCCUCGGCGGCCCCGGCGCCGGCAAGGGAACCCAAUGCGCCAACCUCGUCAACGACUUCUCCUUCCACCACCUCUCCGCCGGCGACCUCCUCCGCGCCGAGCAGGACCGCCCCGGCUCCCAAUACGGCCAGCUAAUCCAAGACUGCAUCAAGAACGGCGCCAUCGUCCCGAUGGAAGUCACCGUCGCCCUCCUCGAGAACGCCAUGGCCGACGCCAUCGCCAAGUCUGGCUCGAAAAAGGCGCGCUUCUUGAUCGAUGGCUUCCCGAGGAAGAUGGACCAGGCAUUCCAGUUUGAAAAGGUGGUUUGUCCCGCGAAGCUGGUGCUCUUCUUUGACUGCCCGGAGCAGGUGAUGGAGGGGAGGCUGUUGGAGAGGGGCAAGACGAGCGGGCGGGCGGAUGAUAAUGCGGAGAGUAUCCGCAAGAGGUUUAGGACUUUUGUUGAGACGAGCAUGCCGGUUGUGGAGUAUUAUGACAAGGAGGGGAAGGUGAUCAAGGUGGAUGCGACGCCGGGACCGAAGGAGGUGUAUGAGGAUGUGAAGAGGAAGCUGGUGGGGAAGUUGGGGGAGAACUUUUAGACUGAGUUGACUGGGGCGGUUUUGAUAUUUUGAGCGCUGAACUUGGUUGGUUGGUUGGCAUGGUGUUGAUAGAAGGGAUGGAUGGGUUAUGGGAAAGCAAAGGGCAAGCAAGCAUUGGAGUUGGAAGAAACUUAGAAAUGGAAAAAGGAAAAGAAUCGUUCGUUUUUCUUUCUUUUGUAGUUACUUUUGCAAAUCUUAGAUAGAAGCCGA
Molecule: messenger RNA, 1182 nt
Organism: Podospora bellae-mahoneyi
Lineage: Eukaryota; Fungi; Ascomycota; Sordariomycetes; Sordariales; Podosporaceae
Gene: URA6
Product: bifunctional uridylate/adenylate kinase
Exons: 2
Coding region: 1-972 (323 amino acids)
Biological process (GO): 'de novo' pyrimidine nucleobase biosynthetic process; UDP biosynthetic process; CDP biosynthetic process
Cellular component (GO): cytoplasm; nucleus
Molecular function (GO): ATP binding; UMP kinase activity
Source: RefSeq, a predicted model, not a curated record